This is a messenger RNA of Coprinopsis cinerea okayama7#130, 984 nucleotides long. RefSeq lists its product as hypothetical. Lineage: Eukaryota; Fungi; Basidiomycota; Agaricomycetes; Agaricales; Psathyrellaceae. The record is from RefSeq and is a predicted model, not a curated record. The coding region runs from base 1 to 984 and encodes 327 amino acids. The transcript has a single exon. Gene Ontology annotation, molecular function: protein binding.
AUGUCCAGUACUCUGGCUUCUGAACCUUGCACCCCUCGCCUGGCUGCCCAUCCGUUCGACCACCCAGAGGCAGACCUCAUUCUACGAUCCUCUGACCCUCGUCCAACCGACUACCACGUCUUCAAGCUCCUACUCACCCUCUCCUCACCAUUCUUCUGCACCCUCUUCACACUUCCCCAACCAAGCGCAUCAAAGGAUGGCUUAGGCAUCCACGAAGUCCCGGUUAUCCAAAUGGCAGAAGACAAACAGGUCCUCGACGUUCUCCUCGGGUUUUGCUACCCCUUAAGCGCCCAUGCACUCCCUCGAUUCACCUCGCUCACCACGCUGCAAAAAGUUGCCAACGCGGCCAUCAAAUUCGACAUGGAAGGCAUCGUCACCCACACACGUAGCGAGCUCGUGGCUCCACGUUUCGUGGACUCUCAGCCCUUCCGCGUGUACGCCCUUGCGAGUCAGUAUGGGUGGGUGCAUGAGAUGAGCAUCGCGGCCAGGUGCUGUUUGAGAAGGCCCAUGCCCGGGCCUUACGCGAGCGAGGUGAAAGAUAUGCCACCGGAUGUAUACAAGCAGCUGAAACUACACCACCGAACGUGCGGGGAUAUCGCAAGGUCUCAAGUCUUGCGCAACCUCCGAGUCAUUCCCGAGUCAAGAACCGGAUGGGUAUGGUGGACCUGCAGGAAAUGUCCUCCCUUAAAGACCGAAGACAUCGCAGACAAGGGCAGCUCGCCAAUAUCCACCCUAUCCUUAUCGAUGAAACCAAGGAAAUGGUGGGCAGAAUGGCUGGACGAUGUUGCCGCCCAAGUCGGAUCCAAACCUCUCAGCGGAUCCGUCCGAAGCAAACGACUCUUGGCGAGAGCUCUGGAAAAAGCGGCCAGAUGUUCAACAUGUAGCAGAAAAAGUCGAGAAGACCUCGAAUGCUUCUCCCAGACUCUAGACGACCUCGUCCGCAAGGACUUGCUUUCAGUGGGCUCAGUCGGCAUCAUUUUCUAA